AUGGAUAAAUUAGAUCCCAGAGCUGUGAAGUGUUUGUUCUUGGGGUAUUCAUAUUCUCAAAAGGGUUUUAAGUGUUACUACCCUAAGUUGAAGAAGCUCAUUGUUUGAAGAGAUGUUCAAUUUAAUGAACAAUCUUACUUCUAUAACUCAUAUGAAGGAGAGGUGCAGGGGGAGUUGUUUGAUAGUAAGCACCCUAUCCCUGUGCCAUGUCAAGAUUUUCAACCUCAAAAGGAGUUGUGCAACUCGAGUCAAGCCAUUGAGAUUCUAGUUGAAGAAGAAAAUGUUGCAAUGCCAUGUCAAGAUUUUCAACCUCAAAAGGAGUUGUGCAACUCGAGUCAAGCCAUUGAGAUUCCAGUUGAAGAAAAAAAUGUUGCAACAGAAGAAGAUGACUUCAUAAGGGCAGUUGAUGAUGAGCAAUGUCCUAUUGAAUCUCAGUUACCUAUAUACAAGAGGUAUCAUGUUCGCAACAGAAAGCCCCCUGCAAGACUACAAGAUUAUGUGGUGAAUGUUUCAAAACAUCCUUUAAUUACCACAGUAAGUCCAAAUGAUGUCUCCUCAGCCCAUUGUGCAUUCCUUGCUACAGUAGACAAUGUCAACGAGCCAAGUACCUUUGAUGAGGCUCAAUCAUCUCCUAUUUGGCAAAAGGCUAUGACCGAAGAACUCGAUGCUCUCCAUUCAAACAAUACAUAAAGUAUUGUACGUCUUCCGAAAGGUAAGAAAUCGGUGGGAGUUAGAUGGAUCUUCAAGACCAAA
This is a messenger RNA of Ricinus communis (castor bean), 753 nucleotides long. RefSeq lists its product as uncharacterized. Lineage: Eukaryota; Viridiplantae; Streptophyta; Magnoliopsida; Malpighiales; Euphorbiaceae. The record is from RefSeq and is a predicted model, not a curated record. Bases 289 to 690 code for a protein of 133 amino acids. The transcript has a single exon.